This is a messenger RNA of Chondrus crispus (carragheen), 1381 nucleotides long. RefSeq lists its product as hypothetical. The transcript has 2 exons. The record is from RefSeq and is a predicted model, not a curated record. Gene Ontology annotation, cellular component: nucleus. Lineage: Eukaryota; Rhodophyta; Florideophyceae; Gigartinales; Gigartinaceae. Gene Ontology annotation, biological process: regulation of transcription by RNA polymerase II. Gene Ontology annotation, molecular function: DNA-binding transcription factor activity, RNA polymerase II-specific; RNA polymerase II cis-regulatory region sequence-specific DNA binding. The coding region runs from base 1 to 1161 and encodes 386 amino acids.
AUGCCUUCCGCUAAACACAGCCCCAAGCCUUCAGAGGCCUCUUCAGACGAUCUCUCUUCCACUGCCUCUGCCUCUGCCUCCGCCUCUGCCUCCGCCUCCGCCUCCCGCUCCCCCUCCCCUGCUCCCACCAGCACCACCACAACCACAACAGGAAGCGAAACGCACACCUGUCCGUACGACGACUGCAAAAAGUCCUUCUCCAAGAAAUAUAACCUGAAAGCACAUCUCCGCCUCCACACAGGGGAGCAGCCUUUCCAAUGUGAGCGUCCGGACUGCAGGAAGAAGUUCAAGUGGAGAUCGUCUCUCUCGAGCCAUUCUAUCUGGCACACUAGGAAGGACCAUGGCUCCAUCUCUUCUCCGGGAGACUCGAAAGCCGCAGACGCCUCCAAGAAGGACCUCGUGCCCAAAUCCCCCUCCUCACCCACUGUAGCGGGGGUGGCAAAGUCCACAUCGCCAGCUAAGGCUAAGUCCCACGACGCCAAGCAAGGCAAGUCCGUUGUCCCUGCGUCUUCAACAAACACUUGCGCUCAAACUAAAACAGAGCCAGCGACUGUCGCAGCUGCAUCUUCGAUCAACAAGAAGAAGCGUCCCCGCAACUCAUCCUCUCGCAAGGGGAAGACUCCUGCUUCCACAGUGCAGUCAAGCUCCUCAACAGACGUCUCUUCCGAUACCGUCCCCAGCCUGACCGAGUUUUGCUUCUCAACUGACACGGCCGCGGACAGCAAGACAACGACUGCGAAGACCACGAAGCGAAAGACAUCUCGUCCCGCAUCUAAGAAGCGCCGAACAAUCGACAACAAGGAUGUGAAGGAUGAGACAAAAAUGAUGGAAGCUUCGUCACCGCCGGCAGUGGAUGCGGACUUAGACAUCUUCUCGUCGCCCGGAUCGCCCGUGACGAGCGAAAGCGAGUUGUCGGAACGUUCGCUAGGGAUGGACUUGUUCUCCUGUGAUGUGUUCCCCUCACUGAUGGGCAGCGAGGGGGAACCGCUUCCGUUGGGCACAGAGGACGUGGAAGCGUUGCUAAGCGGAGGAGGGGAUGACGGUAUGUUUGGGUACGUGUCACCGUCGUGUGCGACGCUCGGCGGUUUGGACACAAGGUUCGGGACUUUCGACCUGGACAGUUUCCCUAACUUUUGUAUGGGCAAGGUGGAUCAACUCUAACUAGACUUGUAGCUGGAUGGGAGACGGACGGAUGACCUAGGCAUAGUGCUUCGGCAUGCGUCUCGCUAGACUUGUUGAGAUGAUAACAUGGAAGAUGUUUCCGGUACAACUCAUGAAAUUACAUGGCAUCUAUCGCAGGGGAAGUUAGAUAGUGUAGAAGAGCCUAGCUGCAAUAACAAACAGUAGCUACACUAAAUACAUGCAUUUUUAACUAUGUGAA